AUGAAGUUUCGUGAUGGUAUGUGGCUGGUCAAUGACCAGUUCACAGUUCAGCAUGCCGAAGAAGUCUAUACUGUCACGCCUCGGGAAGACAACAAGGCGGUCACUUUGUUAUGUCCAAGCAGGAAGAUCUUCACUAGAGGCGAUACCUUGAAUCUGAGCACCAUCUCCGUCGAGAUCGAAGCCCAGUUCGACGGCGUCAUCUCUCUCGAAGCGACGCACUUCGCUGGUGCAAGGCGAAUGGGACCAGACUUUGACUUGUACCCGGCAGGCAAGCCGGAGUGCAAAGGCGACAUCCUGAAGCAAAAGAAAGGGACUACUGUCACUUCAGGGGGACUAAGCGCGACCAUUAGCUCUGAUGAGCAUAACUUCGACAUCAAAUUCCAUGCCACUGACGGAUCGAAAACAUUGACUUCUCUUCUCCACCGGAGCGUCGGACUAGCGUACUCACCCGCCCUUAGCACGCCCAAGAGUGUGGAGGAUCUGGCUGCACAUAAACAUUACAUGUUCACUCAGACCGAGCUUAGUGUCGGCGAGACUAUUCACGGACUAGGUGAACGUUUUGGUGCAUGGAACAAGAUUGGUCAAAAUGUUGAAGUUUGGAACGAAGACGGAGGUACGUCUAGCGAGCAAGCUUACAAGAACGUAUCGUUCUGGCUCAGCUCAAGGGGCUACGGUGUCUUUAUCGACACACCCGAUAAGAUUGAUAUGGAGAUUGGUAGCGAAAGAUGCUCAAGAUUGCAGACUACAGUUGAAGGGCAACGCUUGAAAUGGUAUCUCAUCUAUGGACCAAGUCCCAAAGAGGUACUGACCAAGUACUCCAUUCUUACUGGCAAGUCGAAUAGGGUUCCGGCGUGGUCAUACGGCCUCUGGCUCAGCACAUCAUUUACGACUUCCUACGAUGAGCAGACCGUCCGCCACUUCGUUGAAAAGAUGUCAGAUUCCAAGAUACCAGUCGAAGUAUUCCAUUUCGACUGCUUUUGGCUGCGCGCUUUUCACUGGUGCGACUUUAUCUGGGAUCCAGAGAGCUUCUCCGACCCUGCUGGUCAGAUCAAGCGCAUGAAAGAUGAUGGACUCAUCAACAAAGUCAGUGUCUGGACUAAUCCUUACAUCGGCCAAGCAAGUCCUGUGUUCAAAUAUGCGGCUGAUAGAGGUUACUUGCUCAAGAAGACGAACGGAGAUGUGUGGCAGUGGGACCUCUGGCAGACUGGCAUGGGUAUUGUAGACUUUACAAAUCCCGAGGCUUGCGACUGGUUCCGCGAGUGCAUGGAGAAGCUCUUCGACGUGGGUGUCAGCUCCAUCAAAACGGACUUUGGUGAGCGCAUACCAACGAAGAACGUCCAAUGGCACGACAAGAGCGUGGAUCCAAGCCGCAUGCACAACUACUACGCCUUCAUCUACAACAAACUUGUCUACGAAGCAGUACAAAAGCGGGAGGGUGAGCACGAAGCCAUACUGUUCGCGCGCACAGCAUGCGCAGGAUCGCAACGCUUUCCACUUCAUUGGGGCGGCGACUGCGAGUCAACACCCGCUGCGCUUUCUGAGUCAGUGCGUGGUGGCCUGAGCCUUGGGCUCGCAUCCUUCGCGUUCUGGACGAGCGACAUUGGUGGCUUUGAAGGCAAACCGCCACCCUGGAUCUAUAAGCGAUGGGUUGCAUUUGGACUGCUCAACUCGCAUAGCCGACUCCAUGGCUCGAACUCAUAUCGCGUGCCAUGGCUAGUCGACGAUUCAUCGGAAGAGCCCGAAAACUGCACUGAGGUCCUCCGACACUGGGUGCAGCUCAAGCGCAGCCUCAUGCCAUAUCUCUUCGCGCAGGCAGAAGAGAGCGUUGCUAAUGGAUGGCCUACCAGCGUCCGCGCGACGGCUCUAGAGUUUCCAGAUGACCCAACAUCCUGGUAUGUGGACCGCCAAUUCUUUGUUGGCAGUCAGAUCCUCGCCGCCCCGGUCUUCGAGGAAGACGGUAGCGUUGAUUACUACCUGCCACCAGGUCGUUGGUUCAGCUUCUGGGACGGUAAAGAAAUGCAGGGCGGCCGGUGGAUCAAAGAGAAGUAUAGCUUCCUCCAAUUACCGUUGUUUGUUAGGGAAGGCACCGUUCUCGUGCUCGGGCAAGCAGAGGGCGAAGGCGGCUUUGGUUAUGACUGGCUCGCUACCGGUGGUGAGGUUAGACUUUAUGGUGUGAAGGAAGGUGACAGAGCGACUUUGGUGGAUACCAAGGGCGUCCAGAAGGGUGUAUUAGAGGUCAGCGCUGAUGGUGAGCUCAAAGGUAUGGACCUUCUAGGCGGAGAGUGGAAGGUCUCGAAGCUAGGAUAG
Messenger RNA from Alternaria incomplexa, 2307 nucleotides. RefSeq lists its product as uncharacterized. The coding region runs from base 1 to 2307 and encodes 768 amino acids. Gene Ontology annotation, biological process: carbohydrate metabolic process. The record is from RefSeq and is a predicted model, not a curated record. NCBI's taxonomy places the organism in Eukaryota, Fungi, Ascomycota, Dothideomycetes, Pleosporales, Pleosporaceae. The transcript is spliced from 3 exons. Gene Ontology annotation, molecular function: hydrolase activity, hydrolyzing O-glycosyl compounds; carbohydrate binding.